AUCCAGGUUAAAAAUAAGCCUUUAUUUCACAGGAUAUCCUCGCCACAUUCUUUGAUCAAGUAUUACGUCGUAGUGAUUGGAUCUGGUUAUGGGAGAUCCAUCGCCGCAAGCCGCUGCGCACGCGCUGGUCAAUCAGUGUGCGUUCUGGAACGAGGCAAGGAGUGGUUACCGGGUGAUUUUCCUGAGACUUUCAGAAAAGCACCAGAACAUGCACAAGUCAAUUUUGGUGGCAAGGGAAGAAAAUUAGGUAUGGCUCAUAAUCAGCUCGGAGAGAAAAUAAGUGUUUUUUAAAAGAGAAAUUGCGAGCUGUCUAUAAACACAAGUCAAACGAGAGUAUAAAGAUCGAUUUAAAAUGCUACUAUAAUAUUGUUGAUCUUGAAGACAAUAACUUAGUGAAAAGUCAGACCUUCCUUAUGGUAAAUCUAUUUCACGAUAACAAUCACGGUUAUUCUCACUGCAGUGUUCUGCAAUUUUGUUUUGCCAAAUUACCUUGGGUCUUAAAAGGAUAAGGUACUUUCAAGCAAUUUCCACGUACAAAGAGCCUGGAAGAAAUAACGUCUGCACAAUGUCAGUUGUGACAGUGUUUAGGGUUUACGAAUUAUAAUCUGAAGAGACUUCCUCUGUACAUUUGCGUUAUAAUUGAUAAAGUUACACAUACUCAGUGCAAAGAAAGCUCUCCCCAACAGAUGCUAGUCUCGACUAAUUUCUAGGUCAGCCCUCUGAUUUACACGAACUGAUCGUCACUGAUGACCUGGCAGUGGUUCAAGGGUGCGGUCUUGGUGGGGGUUCUCUGGUGAAUGCCAAUGUGGGACUGAAAGCGGAGCCUGGGGUGUUCCAGGACCCGGUAUGGCUAGAAGAACUAAGGUACGACGUGGAUCAGUUAUUGACAAUCGAUCAGCAGCACUUUGUUGAUAUAAUAAAACCAACGCCAUACCCUGACAAUUACCCACCCCUUAAAAAAACUUGA
Messenger RNA from Pocillopora meandrina, 967 nucleotides. NCBI's taxonomy places the organism in Eukaryota, Metazoa, Cnidaria, Anthozoa, Scleractinia, Pocilloporidae. The record is from the annotation of a GenBank genome assembly.